Messenger RNA from Pseudogymnoascus verrucosus, 2342 nucleotides. RefSeq lists its product as uncharacterized. The coding region runs from base 260 to 2173 and encodes 637 amino acids. Gene Ontology annotation, cellular component: mitochondrial inner membrane. Lineage: Eukaryota; Fungi; Ascomycota; Leotiomycetes; Thelebolales; Thelebolaceae. Gene Ontology annotation, molecular function: electron-transferring-flavoprotein dehydrogenase activity; iron-sulfur cluster binding. Gene Ontology annotation, biological process: electron transport chain. The transcript has 3 exons. The record is from RefSeq and is a predicted model, not a curated record.
CCACGACAGGCGGCGCCGAGGGUGUAGGGUGUGUGUGUGAAAAGCUGGGCUCGUCAUACAUACUUUACUCACUUACGCACUUUCGCUUCCUUCCUUUCUUACAAUUGGAAAGGUGUACACGCAUAUUCGGACAGAGAGAAAGGAAAAUAAAAGAACUGGGGCAUUGAGAUUUGUAUGGGCUACUAAGGGCGCGAAAAAGAGCUUGACUCCCAUUUGUGUGACUCGGACACACGCACGAUACCAAGAUACCCAACCCAAGAUGAAGACCACAACGUCCCUACGCCCCCUCCUCGCCGCCGCGGCAGGUGCUCGCGCUGCAACUCGUGCGCCCGCCGCUGCUGGACGGAGGGCAGCGAGCAGCUUCACAGCUACGGCGGGAAGGAGGAUAACGGCUGGUGCGAGGACGAGUGUUGCGCCGCUGAGGGCGGCGGUUGGUGCGCAGACGACACAGAGGGCGUUCUCGGCGGGCGCGAGGAGGCAAGAGGAGGCGUUUGAUCCGACUACGGUGGAGAGGGAGAGUGAUGAGGUGGAUGUUUGUAUUGUUGGUGGUGGCCCAGCAGGACUCGCCUCCGCCAUCCGCCUCAAACAACUCGCGACCGCAGCAGGCAACGACGACUUCCGCGUCGUCGUCCUCGAAAAAGCCAGCGAAAUCGGCGCCCACAUCCUCUCCGGCGCCGUCCUCGAGCCCCGCGCCAUCGAAGAACUCAUCCCCAACUGGCUAGACGAAGCGAACCCCGAUCGAUUCGACGGCAUCACUCCCGCCGCGGGUGACAAAAUGCGGUUCUUAACCAAGAAGAUGGCCCUACCGAUCCCAGCGCCGCCGCAGAUGCAUAAUAAGGGCAAUUAUAUCAUUAGUCUGAACCAGUUUACGAAGUGGCUGGGGGAGAGAGCGGAAGAGGCGGGGGUGGAGGUUUAUCCGGGGUUUGCGGGCGCGGAGGUGCUGUAUCAUCCUGAUGGAUCAGUAAAGGGUGUUGCGACGGGGGAUCAGGGGAUUGCGAGGGAUGGGAGUAAGAAGGGUGGGUUUGAGCGCGGGAUGGAGUUCCACGCGCGCGCCACUCUCUUCGCUGAGGGAUGCCACGGCAGCUUAACCAAGGGCGUUAUCAAGAAAUUCGAUCUCCGCCGCGAGAGCGAGGCGCAGACAUACGGGCUGGGCGUGAAAGAAGUCUGGGAAAUCGCGCCGGAGAAGUUCAACAAGGGGAGUAUCACGCAUUCCCUCGGGUACCCGUUACCCGCUGAUACCUAUGGAGGCGGGUGGAUGUACCAUUUCGGCGACAACCUCGUCAGUAUCGGACUUGUAGUCGGCCUCGACUACCCUAACCCCUGGCUCUCACCAUACCAGGAGUUCCAGAAGAUGAAGGAUCACCCGCUCUACCGCUCCGUGCUUGAGGGCGGGAAAUGCAUAUCCUACGGCGCGCGCGCGCUCGUUGAGGGUGGCUUCCAAUCUAUCCCCAAGGUAGCAUUCCCUGGCGGAGCACUGGUGGGAGAUACUGCCGGAUUCAUGAACGUCCCCAAGAUCAAGGGAACGCAUACAGCCAUGAAGAGCGGUAUGCUCGCCGCCGAAGCUGCGUACGAAGCCCUCACGGCCACCGAGGAGGGUACCGUCUUCCUCUACGACUACGAGGAGAAACUCCGCCAGUCAUGGAUAUGGAGCGAGUUAAAAUCCGUGCGCAACAUGCGCCCCUCCUUCCACGGCCCGCUCAAACUCUACGGCGGCAUCGCCUACUCCGGUCUCGAAGCAUUUAUCCUCAAAGGCCGCGUUCCCUGGACGCUAAGCCACGGCAGCAAGACGGACGCGCAAGCGACGAAGGAGGCGGACCAGUGCGAGAAAAUCGUGUAUGAGAAGCCGGAUGGGGAGGUGACGUUUGAUAUCCUGACGAGUGUGGCGAGGACGGGCACGGAUCAUGAGGAGGAUCAACCGGUGCAUUUGCAGGUUAAGGACUGGAAGAAGCAUACGAAGAGUAUGUGGCCGAGGUUUAAGGGGGUGGAGAAUAGGUUUUGUCCCGCGGGAGUGUAUGAGUAUAUUGAGGAUGAGGGGGAGGAGGAGGGGGUGAGGUUUCAGAUUAAUGCGCAGAACUGCAUUCACUGCAAGACUUGCGAUAUCAAGGUUCCGGAUCAGGAUAUCAACUGGACGGUGCCAGAAGGCGGUGGGGGACCAAAGUAUUACAUGACCUAGAUUGGUCUUACGGGGCAGUGGAGAUAGGAGGUGAGGUGCAUUGGGGAAACAGCAUGGUUCGAAUACACACAUGGGCGGGGCGGAAUAAGCAGUCGUAGAAUUUGUAAAAAUGAGAAAAGCGUACAUAUUAAGGCAUGCAACGCCCUAUCAUCACCACCCACCCAAUGGC